CCCUUUUUAAUUUUUUAAAUUUAAUUUAAGCAAAUAUGGCCAAAAACCCGACAAUAACCGACGAGAUGGAAAUGGUGAUCCAGCAAGGAAACACCCUGCUGCCGGAUCUGCACAUACGCCCCAGCGACCUCGCCAACCCGACAGAGGCUUUCCUCACCAAAGUCUAUGUUCACUAUUUGCGCUGCUUUGGACUUCGUGUGGACCCACCAUUCAAUGUUGACAACGAGAGCACUGAUACGUCGCGGGAGAAGCGCGUCUUCCUGAUCAAGCUGUGCCGCCAAGUGGAGCGGAUAGUGCAAGUCACUUUUCCCAACAAGACGUACACAUACCUGGACAUUAUCAGGCCAGCUCCAAAGAAGACAAUCAAAACACUAGAUCCCCUGUUCAACUACUUGGCCUACUACAAAAUGUUUAAGAGGUCGGUUCUGAUGCCCGUCGAGGAGAGUAUUAAAACGCGGGAAGCCCUCAUCGCUGAAAUCACAUCCAAGCGCUGUCAGUUGGAGAAUCGAAAAGAGAAAGCAGCCACUGUUAAAACAGAUAUUGAAAACUGCCAAGCCUCCAUAAACGAGUUGCACGAGGAGCUGCCCAGGGCUCAAGCCGAGGUGGCCAAAGAUAACAAGACAUGUGCCGAACAGAGAUUAGAAAUGGAUUCGCUGGAGAACCAGCAUACAGAGCUCACCAAUCAGAUCCGCCACUGGGAGCAGCUGGUCGUGGAGGAUGACGAGGUGCUGACUCUAAAGAAGCAAAUCGAAGACAUUUCACAAGAUAUAGAGAAUUGCAAGGAUGAGUUGGCCGGCCAGGAAAAAGUCUUCAACGAUCAACGCCAUCAAAUAGAAACCAAUCUGAAUAUGGUCAAUGAGAUAGAGAAGGCCUUGGAAGUGCUGCCGUCCAAUUGUUUGGACGAGUACAAGGAGAACCUCAAGCAGCAGGAGCUCGUAGAGAAGCAGCUGUCAGCCCUGGAGGCCCAGAAUCAGAAGAUCCUCAACGAAAUUGAGACCAACAACGUGGAGCUCCAGCAGUCCGCCGAGCAGUUCCAAAUAUGCAAGCACAAGUACGAUGAGGAGUGCCAAAAGCUCCAGCAGCAAAUCGAUGCGCGAAAGACCGCCUUUGAGGAGCAGAAAAAAACUGAGGAAGAGCGAACCAAGAACAUGGAAGCAUUGCAGAGACAAUUACAAGAACAAGAACUAAUGGGCAAAAUGAUUGAAGAGAUGUUUCUGGAACUUGGCAAAAACGGAAAAUCCACUUAAUAUAUUGAUUUUAUUCUAAAUUUAA
Drosophila persimilis is the source of this 1272-nucleotide messenger RNA. It is a transcript of the gene Nuf2, whose product is annotated as tax1-binding protein 1 homolog B. Lineage: Eukaryota; Metazoa; Arthropoda; Insecta; Diptera; Drosophilidae. The coding region runs from base 36 to 1247 and encodes 403 amino acids. The record is from RefSeq and is a predicted model, not a curated record. Gene Ontology annotation, cellular component: Ndc80 complex; kinetochore. The transcript has 3 exons.